Molecule: messenger RNA, 1682 nt
Organism: Photinus pyralis (common eastern firefly)
Lineage: Eukaryota; Metazoa; Arthropoda; Insecta; Coleoptera; Lampyridae
Product: facilitated trehalose transporter Tret1-like
Exons: 2
Coding region: 156-1676 (506 amino acids)
Biological process (GO): transmembrane transport; carbohydrate transport
Cellular component (GO): membrane
Molecular function (GO): sugar transmembrane transporter activity
Source: RefSeq, a predicted model, not a curated record
CACACGUCGUAGAAUGGGUGAUACCUCGAGUCAGUGUGCUCCUCGCUUGACGAUUUGAGGAAUUUGUACCUAUCGAAUCGAUAGAUAAUGAUAAGAGCAACUAUUUAAUUUUAUCGGUAGAGAAUCGCAGUUCACUUCUAGUUAGUGAGUACAGGAUGAGUGAUAUGGGAAGAAUGGAGAAGAUGGACUCGGUCAUCGAGCCAAUGCUACUAGAGAGUGUGAAGCUGGAGGAGGCCCAAAAAAAGAAUCAAUACAUCGGAGCCGUCUGCGUGUCUUUGGGGGCGGUAUGUGCCGGAACAGUUUUGGCGUGGACCUCUCCAGUUUUGCCACAGAUUCAGAUACCAAAAUCGAACAUGACGAAUGCGACCGGCGGUGUGAGCCUGAACGAGACAAUUUUAACGAACCUUACACAAGUGCUUGGAAAUGCAACCUUAAAUUCGACCGAUAUCGGUUUCAAGUUGACGGAGUCGGAAGGAUCACUUGUCGGAUCGAUGCUGGCGAUAGGGGCGUUAAUUUCUGCAAUACCCGGGGGAUAUAUUGCCGAUAGAAUUGGACGUCGGAAUAUUAACAUGCUCAUAGCAAUUCCGUACAUCAUAAAUUGGCUGCUGAUAGUAUUUGCCUCAAACGCAGUGAUGCUGUACAUUGCGAGAUUUUUCGCGGGACUGGCAACUGGGGCAGUUUGCGUUACCGCGCCGAUGUACAUUGGAGAAAUAGCGGAAGUGUCUGUACGAGGAAGACUCGGAUCAUUCUUCCAAAUGUGUCUGUGCUUUGGAAUUUUUUUGACUUAUCUCGUUGGCGCGCUACUCCCUUGGGUUGGACUGUCCUGGGUUUUGCUGGCGAUUCCCAUACUGUUUGCGAUCGCCAUGUACUUUCUGCCGGACACACCAGUUUACUUGAUUAAGUGCGGUCGUGUAACUGAUGCCGAUAAGAGCCUUCGGUAUUUCAGAGGACCUAAUUACAACGUAUCCAACGAAAUGAAAGUUAUCGAGGCUAACUUAGCAGCAAGUGAAGAAAAGAAAGCGGGGCUAAAGGAUUUAGUAGCUUCAAGAGGAAACCGCAAGGCUAUGAUCGCAGCUUUAGGCCUUAUGUUAUUUCAGCAGAUGAGCGGAAUCAACGCCGUUAUUUUCUACACGGUGCCUAUUUUCCAAUCAGCUGGAACGAGUAUGUCAUCCGAUGUCGCCGCGGUAACUGUAUCGAUAGUUCAAUUCGUUAUUGCCUACGUAGCGGCGAUGAUUAUCGACAAACGCGGAAGGAGAUUUUAUUUAAUGCUGUCCUCAAUUGGCAUGAUGGUAUGUGUGGCGGCUUUAGGGUUGUACUUCCACCUGAAACUCAACAAAAUUUCAUUCGCCGGACUCGGAAUGCUUCCUCUGAGCAGCUUGGUAUUGUUUAUCGUGGCUUUCUCACUUGGACUCGGACCGAUACCAUGGAUGAUACUGAGCGAGCUGCUUGCUCCCGAAAUUAAGGGGGUGGGUAGCGGAAUUACAGUGAUGACUAACUGGUUAUUCGUAUUCGUCGUGACGUUCAGCUUUCCCCUGAUGAAUUCGGGGCUUGGUGGACAUAUCACCUUUUAUGUAUUCGCAGUUAUUUUGUUUUUGGCAACUUGUUUUGUCUACUAUUACGUUCCAGAAACGAAAGGCAAAACUUUAAGUGAAAUUCAAAUGUUAUUAAACAAAUAAGCAGCA